AAAGCUCUCUCCUCAGUUGAUAACAUUCAGUAUUUUGAGUUACCACCGUGAAUACUAGUGACAAUUUGAAUAUAUGGAAAAGACUUCACAAUGGCAGAGCAGUUUGUUGAGGGAAGCUGGGACAGAGGCCGGACUUGUUAGACACUAAUUGAUGUUGUACAGCCUCGAGGGAUACAUGCAAGCAGCGUUUAAGAGGUCUAAAAGAAUCCGGACUUUGUGAGACUGAGGUGAAGAGCUCGAGUGAUGACACCUUUAACAGGAAACGGUGCCUCUGUCCGUGCAGCCGUCAUGAGCAUGCUGGGCUUGGUGUUGCUCCAGGAGGCCCAGGCCGGAGUGGUGGAGGACUUUAAUCAUGCAGAACGUUGUAAGAACUCUCUGUACAUGGGCACUCCACCUCGAGGCUACCUCAGCAACUCUUUCAAGAAGGUCUGCCAGAGGUACGAGGACAAACCCCGCUAUGUCACCCUGUAUGACUCUCAGAAGCACAUCCCCAUCUACUCAGCUUACACCUUCAAGAAGUCUGACGGGGAGAAGAAGGUCGACUUUCCCUGGAUGUUUGAGCCCCAGCUGGCCUCAGAGAAGAGCAGCAGCAACAUGGAGCCCUUCCCCCAAUCUGCAAGCAUGCACAUGAACUUUGAGGACACUCAAGCAGUCCUGGAGGACUACGCUGAUGUGGUUCAGUAUGAACGUGGCCAGCUCAAUCCUGACGAGCAUCAGGCCGACCCUCUGGACAAAGCUGCCACCUACAGCUUGACAAACGUGGUGCCACAGAUUAGGGAGUUUAACAUGGGUCCAUGGGCGGAGCACCAGGACAUCAUCCGCAAACGUCUCAACAACUUCUGCCGUGGAAAGGCCUUCGUGGUCACUGGGGUCACCACCUCUGGGCACAUGAUCCGACGAAGCAACUUGGACCGGGUGGCUGUACCGGAGUACGUGUGGUCAGCCUACUGCUGCACCGAGUUUGACCAGAAUGCACCAUACUUUGUCCGCUACAAGUUCCCUGUGUUUGGAGCGUACGGGCUUAAUGACAGAGUCAACAACCACAUGGUGGAAGUUCCUCUCAAGAACCUGGAGAAGUUUCUCAAAGGAAGGAUGAAUGUGGAUAAGAAUUUUCAGAUUUUCUAUAAUGAUUGUGUCCCUGACAACUAAGAGGGAGAUUUACAUUAUAAUCUGAAGUGUGUUAUUAUUGCUUGAGGUUAAAAGUUCCUGCAGAUUCUCUUCACAAGCCUGAACCAUCAGAUAAUUGUCAGAAAAUUCUAAUUCUUUUAAAAAUGGAAUGUUUAUUGGACCU
Molecule: messenger RNA, 1291 nt
Organism: Notolabrus celidotus (New Zealand spotty)
Lineage: Eukaryota; Metazoa; Chordata; Actinopteri; Labriformes; Labridae
Product: endonuclease domain-containing 1 protein
Exons: 2
Coding region: 244-1149 (301 amino acids)
Molecular function (GO): metal ion binding; nucleic acid binding; hydrolase activity
Source: RefSeq, a predicted model, not a curated record